This is a messenger RNA of Letharia columbiana, 447 nucleotides long. RefSeq lists its product as uncharacterized. NCBI's taxonomy places the organism in Eukaryota, Fungi, Ascomycota, Lecanoromycetes, Lecanorales, Parmeliaceae. The transcript has a single exon. The coding region runs from base 1 to 447 and encodes 148 amino acids. The record is from RefSeq and is a predicted model, not a curated record.
AUGUGGCUAAACAGCCAAACCUACUGGCAGGGAACUCCCUCCUAUUUAAGGAAGUCCGCAAGGACAACCUCUUUUACCGCCGCAGAAUACUCGGUCGGUCUAUCCAACUUCGCCAUGUCAUCAUUGACAAGGCAUAUGACUAAACAGCCAAACCUACUGGUAGGGAACUCCCUCCAAUCAAGGAAGUCCGCAAGGACAACCUCUUUUACCGCCGCAGAAUACUCGGUCGGUCUAUACAACUUCACCAUGUCAUCAUUGACAAGGCAUGUGGCUGAACAGCCAAACCUACUGGCAGCGGACGCCGACUGGAGGCAGCAGUUGUCAGAAGUCAUUCGAGAACUGAAAAAGAAUAUGCCAGGGAUCAAACGGCUCUUGUUUGACUCAAAGGGCAACGAUCACGACGCUGUGGUUCUUCGACAAGCUGAUGGGUACACUCCACAAGCUUGA